CGAUAAGGACAACGAGGCUCAAUUAUUCGACCCUAGCCGAUUCUGGCCAGCGCCGCUUGCUGUCAGUCCCUCUCAACCGCAUAUUGCAGUUGUGCAUCAGUCCAGGGGAUGGCCACAUGAAAAGCACCGUGACCGCAACACAACACCGCCGUUGAAACAUGGAGAAAUUCACUCAGUUCCGAGAUCGAGGGUCGGGAAUUGCACCUUUCCUUCCUAUUCCACCGCAACCGGCCGGCUUUCAGUUGCCUUUGCGCGUCUUCCUCUUCUUUUUCCGUCUUCCGCUGUUUCUCUUCGUUUGUGUUAGCUACUUCCUCGUGCUACAAUGGCUUCCGAUUGGAUCGCUAGGGAAGAAGGCAUCCCUGUGGUGUAUUCUCGGGGUGCCCAGCAUAUGGUGGAUUGAUCUUCAAGUGGACGGUGUGAGGAAAGGAUCCUUAUCGAAGCAACACCAAGCGCGUCUUCCAGGCCCAGGUUCCGUCAUUGCCUCCUCGUUUACAUCUCCCAUCGAUGCAGUCUACCUGGCUGCCAUAUUCGACCCGGUCUUCACCGCUUCCUACCCGAACUCGCGAAAGGUCGAACAGAUAUCCCUCUUCCAAGCAAUUCUGCGCGCAUUUGCCACUCCGCACACCAGCCCGCCCCUGAAAGCGCGCUUGGUGGAUCUGGCGACCUUAGUUAAGAAAUACCCUGGGCGACCUAUCGUCACGUUCCCCGAAUGCACGACCACCAACGCCCGGGGCAUCCUGCCUCCCAGUCCCUCGCUGCUGAGCGUGGCCCCCAAGACUAAGAUCUAUCCGGUCAGUCUGCGGUAUACCCCGGCGGAUGUUGUGACGCCACUUCCCGGAAGCUAUGUGAGUUUCUUAUGGACGCUGCUCAGCAAACCCACGCACUGUAUCCGGGUGCGCAUUGCCGAGGGGGUGGUGAGUGGACUUGAUGCAGAGGGCGGUCCCACUACCCGAAAAUCUACGUAUGAUACCAACUACUUGGAUACCCUGGACAAGGAUAGUGCGUAUGAAUCCCUGGAUACGGAGGAUGCGGAGUUGACGCGGGCUGAGAAGGCCCUGUUGGACAAUGUGGCAGAUUCUCUGGCGCGUCUGGGGAGGGUCAAGCGGGUUGGGUUGGGGCUUUCGGAGAAGAAAGAUUUUGUCCGAAUGUGGACGAAGACACGACGGACAUGGUAA
Messenger RNA from Aspergillus nomiae NRRL 13137, 1175 nucleotides. Its product is annotated as lysophosphatidic acid acyltransferase LOA1. The coding region runs from base 159 to 1175 and encodes 338 amino acids. Gene Ontology annotation, molecular function: acyltransferase activity. The record is from RefSeq and is a predicted model, not a curated record. The transcript has 3 exons. NCBI's taxonomy places the organism in Eukaryota, Fungi, Ascomycota, Eurotiomycetes, Eurotiales, Aspergillaceae.